Molecule: messenger RNA, 936 nt
Organism: Motacilla alba alba
Lineage: Eukaryota; Metazoa; Chordata; Aves; Passeriformes; Motacillidae
Gene: EML3
Product: EMAP like 3
Exons: 8
Coding region: 353-757 (134 amino acids)
Biological process (GO): microtubule cytoskeleton organization
Cellular component (GO): mitotic spindle
Molecular function (GO): microtubule binding
Source: RefSeq, a predicted model, not a curated record
GGACGGCCGCGAGCACGCGCUGGCCUGGAGCCUGGCGCUGGAGGACACCGGGCUCUGCGCCGACUUCCACCCCGGGGGACACGUGGUGGCCGUGGGGCUGCUGACGGGGCGGUGGCUGGUGCUGGACGCGGGCACGCGGCAGCUCCUGGCCGGGGGCUCGGACGGCAACGAGCAGCUCUCGGUGGUUCGCUUCUCACCGGACGGCUCCUUCCUGGCCAUCGGCUCCCACGACAAUUUCAUCUACAUCUACAGCGUGGCCGAGGGCGGCCGCAAGUUCAGCCGCUUCGGCCGCUGCACCGGUCACUCGAGUUUCAUCACCCACCUGGACUGGUCCAAGGACGGGCGGUUCAUCAUGUCCAACUCGGGGGACUAUGAGAUCCUCUACUGGGACGUGGCCGGGGGCUGCAAGCUGCUGCGGAACCGCUUCGAGAGCCGCGACCGGGAGUGGGCCUCCUACACCUGCGUGCUGGGCUUCCACGUCUUCGGGGUGUGGCCGGACGGCUCCGACGGCACCGACAUCAACUCGCUGUGCCGCUCGCACCACGAGCGCGUGGUGGCCGUGGCCGACGACUUCUGCAAGGUUCACCUGUUCCAGUACCCCUGCGCCCGGCCCAAGGCUCCCAGUCACGUGUACGGCGGGCACGGCAGCCACGUGACCAACGUGCGCUUCACGCACGACGACGGGCACCUGGUGUCGCUGGGCGGGAAGGACACCAGCGUCUUCCAGUGGCGCGUGCUGCCCGGCGACAGCGGCUGAGCCCCCGCGCCGCCGCCGCCUCCUCUUCCUCGCUGCUUCCUCCUCCCUUUCCCCCCUUCCUUCCUGGGACCAAAGAGCGGCGCGGGGUGGGGGGCGGUUCAAGCCUUCCUCCCUCCCGGCCGCGUUUUUUUUCGCGCUGCACACUGUGAGAGGCGUCAAUAAAAGCCUUGGGGUCAGGG